Molecule: messenger RNA, 3498 nt
Organism: Actinia tenebrosa (Australian red waratah sea anemone)
Lineage: Eukaryota; Metazoa; Cnidaria; Anthozoa; Actiniaria; Actiniidae
Biological process (GO): regulation of gene expression
Cellular component (GO): nucleus
Source: RefSeq, a predicted model, not a curated record
UCACGUGACCAAUGUGAUGGCGGGCUUCUGCCUCGUGUGUGUUAUGUGGAAAUUCAAUUUUUAGACGCUUUGAUAGAGUUCAAAGUACUCUUUAAAAGUACUUUCUCAAAACAAAAUCCAAUCUGAGAUCUUUCGACUCGAGGAAGAAGGCAUGUCGUUUGAACAAGUAGACAGCGGAGACCUUGCUUCGUUUGCAGCAAUAGCAGAAUCGACGUUAGCAAACAAGGAAGGAGAAACUAAUCCACCACAAGAAGAACAAGAAGCUGAAAAAGAAAAGUCAGAUAAAAGUUCUGCAAAAGAACCAGAGAAUGAACAGACAAAUAUUGAGCAACAACAAACCACACAAGAUGAUACUGCUGAUACUACAGAAGAAACCAGCCAGGAGUAUACACCUGAGGAAGCCAGUCAGGGAGCUGAACAGGCUGCUGUAUCUACUUCCACAGCAGAAGUAACCCAGGAGGUAGCCUCAUCAGAAUCACAUCUACCAGAUGGACAGCAAGAGAGUACAUAUGCUAAUCUUCAGCCAAUCUUCUUAGCCAUGGAGAUGGGGCAGACAUCACAACAUGAAGGGCAGCCUACUACAACUGCUGAUAUAUCACAACAAACCCAAACACUUCAAGUAUCACAAGCCAUCACUGAGCAAGGAAAUCAGUUGCCUUUCUCACAACCAUCUAGUGUGCUUCUCAAUAGCCUUACAACCUCGGUUGCCGAAGGAAGCACCUCAGUUUCCUUGCAGUCCAUCCUUCAAGAUGUUGUCUCUGGUAUCCCUACAACCUCGGGAACGGUACCUGCUGCUAUCAUUACAGAUCCAUCCUCUAGCACUGGUUCAUAUUUAAUUGUCAAUCAAAAUGGAAUUCCUAUUGUGAGGCCAGUACUGGUAUCCAACAUGCCAGAAAAUGGUAUGAGUGGUUCAGAAACUCUGCAGGUGUUGGCCACUGGUAUACAUGGUAUGGAAGGAGGAGACAGUCAAGAGCCUGUUACUGUUGAGGUGUCAGCAAAUACAGAUGGUAGUUCUGCUGCAUCAGGUAUUGGAGAUGUUGAUCCCGAUUCCAGCAUGGGUAUGUCAAGCGAAGAGAUGAGCAUGAGAGUACAACACCACAGUGGAAGUGGAGAUGAAGAAUCUACUCCAUCUAGGUUAACAGGAGGCAAGAGGAAGCUCAGUGAUGGUCCUCGUGUCUGUGAGGAGUGUAACAAGUCUUUCAAGUACCCAUCAGACUUGAAAAAACACUUGCAGAUCCACACCAAUGUGAAGAAGUUCAAGUGUGAUGAUUGUGGUCGUUUAUUCCGCCGUCUUCACCAGCUCAACGUGCACAUGCGUAUCCAUACAGGAGAGAAGCCAUACGUCUGCAGCAGAUGUAAUGUUGCAUUCCGCCAUGAUUCCACCCUGACUAUGCACAUACGAACCCGCCAUGACCAUCUCAGACCCUUCAAGUGUGAUGAAUGUGGGAACACAUUUGGUCGACUCUCCCAUCUUCGCAAACACGUACGCAAAGUCUGUGGAAACAGAAUGAACAAGGAUCGACCCAUUGCGCAGUGCCGCUUCUGUGAGGAGAACUUCCCUACCAAGGGUGAUCUAAGAAAACAUGUGCUGACAUGCGAGAGAAAAGAAGCCAAAGUAAAAGCUAAGGAAGUGACGUUACAUGUGUGUGACCAGUGCAGCAAGGAUUUUGCCAGCCCGUAUAACCUUAGAAGGCAUCAGCUGACCCACACCGACGAGAAACCUUUCCAAUGUGAAGUCUGUGCCAGGCAAUUCAAAGAGAAGUCCUCUCUUUCCAAGCAUAUGAAACGCAAACACACGGGUGUUGAUCAAGGAAGCCAGACUGAUGAGACCGGGGAGACUGAGUACAACAGUGUGGACGUGAUUGCUGAGUCAGCAGCAGCUAGCGGUGUUCCCAUCGAUAGUGAUGAUGAUCAAGUUGAGUCAAUGAAUGUGACCGAAGUGGCUUCAUCAACGGUUGAUGCUAGUACUCUGAUUACUGAUCCAUCAGAAGCAGUUAGAGUACAAGGACAAGAGGAUGUGGAGAUGACUACUAUUGAGCUUAGCUUACCCCCUGGUGCUGAAUCCCAUGAAGCCACGGCUUUACAGGCAGCCGUAGAGGCUUUAGUUUCAGCCAGUCAGCAACAGAUGUCUAUGGAACACAGCAUAGUAGUGCCAGCUGACCCGUCAGCUGGUAAGGAGAUCUACAGUAAUGUAGCCGAUGUACAAGAUAACCAAGAUGUCGGUAUGGUGGACUCGACGACUGAGCUAGUAACAACAGAGGUGAAGGCAACCACACCAGAAGAUAACCAAGUAGAAUAUGUUGAAGCUAAUGAAGCACCUGAAACAGAAGCAUGAUCACAAGAGGUUUUGCUGACUAGUAAUAUAGUGUUCUUACUUUGAAUAAUCCUGACAAACAAAGCUAGCUAAAGCUGUCCGUGACUGGCAUUAUUUAGCCGGCUGUUUUAUUAAUAGGUGUGUUGAAUACUCGUUACAUUCUUACCUGUGUCAUURGUUUGUCCAUACAUACACUUGAUCAUAUUGACCGGUAGUACAGGUUUUUGCCACUGACUAACAGUCAAUGUAGGACUGUGCAUUCAGCAUUCUGAAUUGAAUGAGUACAACCUGUAGCUAUGACUCACUGUGUUGACAGUUAGCGCAUUAUCUAAUUUACGCACAUAAAAAGUCUGAGCUAGCUAUUCUAAGCCAUCACUAUUCUAUCCAUGCAAUUGCUUCAUCAGCGCAUGUUAUAUUCAGAAAGGCAAUCAUUUCAGUCUAAUGGCCACUGCCAGAAGGUGUCCAUGUAGAUAGUCGUGUAUAUAUUUUAAGUAAUUCAUGUAGUUAGCUUUUCAACUAUCUCUUUCUCAGAACCGCGGUGUGAGCGAUAUUUCGUAAUGAAUCUGAUUUUUAUUAGUUAAAGCUUAAAAGCGAACGAACAUAGGAAUUACGUUAAUUUGUGUGUCAUUGAGUACGAAAACAGGGUCCUAGCYCUAUUGCUGGUAAAUAAUCAUUAUUCAAUUACCUUAUUGACGUUUCGAUCGUAAAUGCAUGCAUGCUGUUAUUCAUUGCAUUAGCAGUAAGACAUGCUAUGUGCUUGAUUAUCUACUGUUUGCAUCAGUGUAUUGAUCACAUGGCGCAUAAUAGAGUAGCACAGUAAUGUCUGUCUAAUCUUAAGAUUGUUGUGUAUCACCUAGUAUCACCUAGCUUUAGAUUACUGGCCUCUUGCGUCAGUUUGUACAUCAUAAGUUAUCAGUCAGUUCAUUGAACACUUGAUCCAGAAAUAUAGAGAUCAAGAUGAAAUAAAGGAACAGAAAAAACUUUUAACAGUAUUUUAGAUGUAGAGUGGAUUAACAUUAUUGGCCUGUAAGUAGCAAUCGAUUUAAGACAUACAGGCACUGAUUAGGCACUGUCGUUUACUGAAUGUAUGAGAUCUGGUAUGAUUUUUGACAGUUUGUUAACUAUAAGAACCACUAUAAGAUGUAAUGUAAUUUUUUAGCUAGUAAACUAAUGAAAGUACCGAA